Komagataella phaffii GS115 is the source of this 360-nucleotide messenger RNA. RefSeq lists its product as hypothetical. The transcript has a single exon. Lineage: Eukaryota; Fungi; Ascomycota; Pichiomycetes; Pichiales; Pichiaceae. The coding region runs from base 1 to 360 and encodes 119 amino acids. The record is from RefSeq and is a predicted model, not a curated record.
AUGUUUGCUAGGUCCUUCUUCUUUCAAUCCAGAACCCUUGGAACGAGGCUCACAGCUCUAAGAUUCCAGUCUUCAGCAGCUAAUAAGCGCUUGCAGGAGCUAGUGGAGAAAAUGGACCAACAUCCACAAUGCAAGGAAGCAUUAGCAAGAGUCGGAAAUAUCAUUAAAGAAAAGGGAUAUGGAGCUACUGACCCAAAGAAAUUGUCCUCAAUUUCCACGCAGUUGAAGUUUUUAAUGGAUAAAGACAUAAGGGAAUCCUUGGGAAAUUUCAAGAGAGAGCUGGAUAAUGCUGGAAUCUCUCUUACUCCAGAAGAUAUUAAGAAUUUUAUGGGAUUAUACAAAGAUAGAUUGAUUAAAUAA